Messenger RNA from Xenopus laevis (African clawed frog), 4762 nucleotides. It is a transcript of the gene cacnb4.L, whose product is annotated as voltage-dependent L-type calcium channel subunit beta-4. The transcript is spliced from 14 exons. The coding region runs from base 409 to 1971 and encodes 520 amino acids. Gene Ontology annotation, biological process: calcium ion transmembrane transport. The record is from RefSeq and is a predicted model, not a curated record. NCBI's taxonomy places the organism in Eukaryota, Metazoa, Chordata, Amphibia, Anura, Pipidae. Gene Ontology annotation, cellular component: synapse; voltage-gated calcium channel complex. Gene Ontology annotation, molecular function: voltage-gated calcium channel activity.
UGGGUGCCUCCCCGUGGUAGAGCUGUGGGCGCAUCCCAUCUGUGCGGCUGAAGGCAUGUGAGAGUCAGGCAGCAGCCUAUCAGGAGCCGAGGAGAGCAGGGCACAGUAUAAGAGCGGGCCAGUGGCUGUUCCUGGAAGACCUUGAGAGCUGCUGCAGGUCACAGGCUGCUAACUCCGCGCUAAAUCAUGUGACAAUGGGGGGCUGCUAGGGAGGAAGGACCCCCUUUCGCCGUUGAGCUGCUGACGCGAAGGGGCAGCGGGGGUCGAUAGCUCCAGUGCUUGGGGCUUUGGGCUGAGCCUGCUGCCGGCUCGGAUGCUGAUGCUGAGGAACUAGUGGCGGCUGCCGUUGCUGGUGCCGGGUUUGAGGGCUGCACCAGGCGAUAAAUAUUCAGCGGCACCUGCAGAGACAUGUCUAGGAAUUCCUACCCCAAGAACGGCAUCUCCGAGUCGCUGCACACACCGAUCUUCCAGGUUUCCCGUGGGACGACUUCCAGAAGAAGUAGGCUGAAGAGAUCCGACGGCAGCACCACUUCCACCAGCUUCAUCCUCAGGCAGGGUUCAGCAGAUUCCUACACAAGCAGACCAUCCGAUUCUGAUGUCUCUCUGGAAGAGGACAGGGAAGCAAUUCGCCAAGAGAAAGAACAGCAGGCUGCAGUCCAGCUUGAGAGAGCCAAAACAAAGCCGGUGGCAUUCGCUGUGAGGACGAAUGUGAGUUACUGCGGAGCAUUGGAUGAAGAUGUCCCUGUGCCAAGCACUGCCAUAUCGUUCGAUGCCAAGGACUUUUUACAUAUUAAAGAGAAAUACAACAAUGACUGGUGGAUAGGAAGGCUGGUGAAAGAAGGAUGUGAGAUUGGGUUCAUUCCGAGCCCCCAGAGAUUGGACUAUAUCAGAGUUCAGCAGGAGCAGAAGAGAGGACGCUCACAUGGAGGUAAAUCAAGUGGAAAUUCUUCUUCCAGUCUUGGGGAAAUGGUAUCAGGGACAUUCCGAGCAACCCCUCCAUCUGCUGCCAAACAGAAGCAAAAAGUGACUGAACUUGUUCCACCUUAUGAUGUAGUGCCAUCCAUGCGACCUGUCGUGUUAGUGGGCCCAUCUCUGAAAGGUUACGAGGUGACUGACAUGAUGCAGAAAGCCCUAUUUGACUUCUUGAAGCACAGGUUUGACGGGAGGAUAUCAAUAACUAGAGUGACAGCUGAUAUUUCUCUCGCUAAAAGGUCGGUGUUAAAUAACCCAAGCAAGAAGCUGAUAAUUGAACGUUCAAACACAAGAUCUAGUUUGGCUGAAGUGCAAAGCGAAAUUGAAAGAAUUUUUGAGUUGGCCCGAUCUUUACAGCUGGUUAUAUUAGAUGCAGAUACCAUUAAUCAUCCGGCACAACUAAUCAAGACGUCGUUAGCGCCGAUUAUUGUACAUGUCAAGGUUUCAUCUCCAAAGGUACUACAGAGGCUCAUUAAAUCCAGAGGCAAAUCCCAAAGUAAGCAUCUGAAUGUUCAGUUAGUUGCUGCGGAUAAGCUUGCACAGUGCCCUCCAGAAAUGUUUGAUGUCAUUUUGGAUGAGAAUCAGUUAGAAGAUGCAUGUGAACAUUUGGCAGAAUAUCUUGAAGCAUAUUGGAGAGCUACUCACACCACAAGCGCCACACCCAUGACUCCGCUUCUAGGAAGAAAUCUGGGAUCAACAGCACUUACAUCUUACCCAACAGCUAUCUCCGGUUUACAGAGCCAACGUAUGAGACACAGCAAUCAUUCGACUGAAAACUCUCCAAUAGAGAGAAGAAGUUUAAUGACGUCUGAUGAAAAUUAUCACAACGAAAGGGCUCGGAAGAGCAGGAACCGCUUGUCUUCCAGUUCCCAACACAGUCGUGACCAUUACCCACUUGUGGAAGAAGAGUUCUCUGACUCGUAUCAGGACACUUACAAGCCUCACCGGAACCGUGGUUCACCUGGUGGAUAUAGCCAUGAUUCUAGGCAUAGGCUUUGAGUCACAGAAAAUGAACAAAAGAAGUGGUCAUCAACCCAUUUGCUGUCCAUUGAACCUACAGUGCAACCAGUAGUUCUGAUAUGCAUUGCAGGUUAAAAGACUGCAUUGGGGGUGAUGUAACGUGCCACCACAUAUGGUAGAUAGAAUAUACAAAUCACUUUGUUUUGCCAGUUGUUACACAAGUGUCAUCUGAUGCUGUAUCACAGGCAAAAUAGUAACCAUACCCAUAUGUAUACGUGUAGGUAAACUUUAUUGUGCCCUAUCCACAGAUAUUUUACUAGAACAUUAACAUUAUGGCAGUAUCUGUUUCCAUAGAGUAUUACACACAUCUAUUUGUAAUCUAGGGUACUCGUCAAGGCGCGUAUAUGUACAAUUUCCUGCACUGGAAAUUCCAAAUGAACAGUUCCAGUUGGAACCAAUUUAUAAGCCAAUUCCUUUUGGAAUUUGGGUUAAUUGACUGGAAAGUCUAUUUGAGCAUGUUGCAUUCACUUAAAUAUAAUUAUUAUGUCGAAAGGUUUGGGGGGAGGGGUUAAAAAAAAUAGAAGACGCAAAAGGAAAAAAAAAAGUAGCAAUUUUUUAUUUGAAUUUAGUAUUACAAUUUUUCCUUUGCAGGCUGUAGAAUAUAAGGCUGAAGAAAAUCAUUGGAAACAAUUUAAUUUUACAGUGCUCUAAUGUUGAGUUUUAAACGGAACUGAAUUUAGGUAAACUGACACUCAGAAAUACAAAAAAAAUGUAUAAUUACUGAUGGUGGAUUUCUUUACAAGGCUAAGGCAUUUGACAUGUGUUUUUGUUGGAUGACGAUAUUACAGAAGGUUAUUUUGCCAUCGAAUAUCUUUUCUUUUUUUUCUAGUAAGAUCAAAGAACAAUUUGAAAUAAGUUUUGAAAUUCUCAGCAUCGAUACCAUUCUCUAAUGACCAAAUAACUCAAUAGUUACAAUCCGGAAGAUGAAUUUUAUAGAAUACUGAGCCAUAAAUCGACACAAAUACUAAACUAUGCUAAAUUGCAGGAAAAAACACUGUUGGUUUUUGAAGCCAUUUACAGUUGCAUGCAAAAGAAAAGGUGAUUUUUAAAUUAGGAUCAUUAUAAGGUAAUUUUCCAGGGUUUCAAUGUAACAUUACUUUAUUUUGAUGUUCAUAUACUAUUAUUAUUAUGGCUGACUUUAACAUGUACUUUAGUAAGUACCAUGUCCUCCAUCACAAUAAUGAUUGGCUAACGUAUAUAAGAAAUCAUCCCAUUUUCCUUUUAGAAUUUAGACAUUACUAAUACACUAUGAAAUGUGGGGCAUAUCUUGAGCAGAUGAGAGAGCAGGUGGAUAAAUUCCUGUAAUUUAGGGCUUUCUGGAUAUAGGGUUUCUGUGUGAAAGAUCCAAUAUCUCUACCUAAAUGGCUCAUGACAAAAUGUAACAUACACACUAGCAAUGAGAUUGGGUAAAGCCUUCACCUAUACACAGGGCCGCCAUCAGGGAGGGGGAGAGUUGUAGGGGGCCCGGCCACGCCGCACUUACUUGAUUAGCCUGAACCCCCUGCUUUCAGAGAGCUGCCGACUUCGGGAAGACGGGGGCGGGAGCACAGGGGUAUCUUUUGUCCAUUACUUUCCCUUAUUGGUCACAGAGUUGUCCUGGUUAAGCUGUUUGGGGAUUGGAUUGCUGAGGUUUGAACUUCCCCUCCAGCUCAUCCAAUCACCAUGCAGCUUUACCGGUACUUGAAAUUCUGUGACCAAUAAGGGAAGAAAACGUUGUCACUGGAAGAAGAUGCAGCCACCUGUGCUCCCCUCAUCCCUUCUGUAGUUGGCAGCUCACUUACAGCAGGUGGGCCAAGCAUGGUAGGGCCCCCCUAAAGGUAACCCUUUGUGAUCUAUGUUGCGUGGUGGGGCCCUUGGUAUCAUUUUUUUUAAACUUCUGGGGGGGUCAAGUUUUUACAUGGACUUUUAAGGGGGGCCCUGGCCACCAAUCAUCUUAUAACGUGGUGGAGCCCUCUUCACCAAUUUUUUUUUCUUACCAUGUGGGGUCCUAGCCACCAUUAUUUUUUAAUGGGGGGCCCUGACCACAAAUGUUUUUUUAUGGGGGCCCUGACCACAAAUGGUUUUUUUAUUGGGGGGCCCUGACCACCAAUAUUAUUUUUUAUUAACAUGUGGGAGCCCCAGCCACCAAUGGGGGGUGGACCUAUAGGUGGGGCUUGCGGUGGGCACAGCCCAGGGGGCCCAGGAAAUUUUGUUGUAUGGUGCCCUGACAUUUCUGAUGGCGGCCCUGCCUAUACAUAUAAAAAGCAAGAACAGUGACAAAAAAUAAAUAAAAAAUUGACUCCCAGCCUACCCAACAGACAUUGUACAAUAAAACUUCUUUGGUCAAAUCCUCACAAUAGAACCCCCAGCAUAAACCACAUAACAAACCCCUUACCCUAAACCAAUCUCAAUACAACCUACAAUUCUCCAUCCCAUAACAGAACCGAUGCAGCAUAUUCAACCCUCAUAGUGCUCAACAUAUGUAAUGAUAAAUGUAUUACAUCUGAGUUUAGUUGUUUUCUUGUUUUUUGAUUAUGUGGGAAGAAGGCAAAAACUAAUCUCCAAAUAUGUAGGAAUAUGCUAAAAUAGACUGUACCCAACAUAUACUCAAUAAUUCUAUAUAUUUUUCUGUUAUGUACCAACUUUCAUAGUCAGCAAUAUUGCACACUCUAUUUCCUUGUUUCAUCCUGCACCCAAAUACAGUUUAUGCUACACGAGCAUAUUUUUUUGCUGCAGCAAGAUGUGAGAAAGUAGGUUGAGGUUAAAUGUCUAACUCAUGUACCUUUUCUUA